This is a messenger RNA of Lactuca saligna, 1026 nucleotides long. The record is from the annotation of a GenBank genome assembly. Lineage: Eukaryota; Viridiplantae; Streptophyta; Magnoliopsida; Asterales; Asteraceae.
AUGAGGGUAAUGUCUUUAAUUCAUGGGAAUUUGAGUGACCACUACACAAGAGUUUGGGAUUAUGGGCAUGAGCUACUGAGAUCCAAUCCAAACAUCACAGUUAGGAUUACAGUUACUGUAAACCUUGAUAAUACCACAUCAUUUCAUAGAUUCUACAUUUGCUUUAAAGCAAUAAGAGAAGGGUGGAAAAGGGCAUGUCGUAGGGGUCUUGUUGAAGCUAGUAAGGAUAAUCUACCAUAUGUUGAGCACAGGCAAUGUGCAAGGCAUAUCUAUGCCAAUUUUAGAAAAGUUUAUAGUGGAGUGCAGGCAAUAAGUUAUGCUGCUUAUGAUCAUCUCAUGGCAAGGGAACCAACUUCAUGGUGCAGGGCUUAUUUCUUUACUGGCUUGGCUUGUGAGGCUGUAGAGAAUGGGAUUGUUGAGUGUUUCAAUGCAAUCAUUGUAGAUGCAAGAAAUAAACCUUUUCUAACUAUGCUUGAAGAGAUUAUGAUUUACAUGAUGGAAAGGGCUUUCAAUCUGAAACAAGAGGCUGAAAAAUGGGUUGGUGAAGUUUGUUCUUCCGCGAUAACAAAGAUGGAAGAAUUUGGAGAAGACAUUAAGGGACACAAUAAAACAUCAUGCAAGAAUCCUAUAGUGGUUCCAGAACCUCAACCAAAGAAAAAAAUGGGCAGGCCUAGGUUGGAGCCUAAUUUGCUUAAUUGGUCAGGAACUAAAACAGGAUCUAAAGGUGGUGGAAGGGCUGGUGGAAGGGUUGGUGGAGGAAGGAGUAGAGGUGGUGGUAGGGGAUCUAGUGGAAGAGGCAAUAGAGGUGGUGGUAGGGGAUCUAGUGAAGGAGUCCAAACAGAAUAUGGGGAGGGUACUUCUGAGUUUCCUAAAUGUGAGCCUGAACUUGUUGCCAUUCCAAAUGUUGAGAGUGAAAAUGAUGCAAGUCCAUAUUUUCACAAUCAUAUGAGCUUAACAAUUGACAACCUAAGAAAUCUUUAUACACUACAGAAAAGAUCAUGGACUGUCUUGGACUUCGUGAAGUAG